This is a messenger RNA of Taeniopygia guttata (zebra finch), 1801 nucleotides long. It is a transcript of the gene CDC34, whose product is annotated as cell division cycle 34, ubiquitin conjugating enzyme. NCBI's taxonomy places the organism in Eukaryota, Metazoa, Chordata, Aves, Passeriformes, Estrildidae. The record is from RefSeq and is a predicted model, not a curated record.
GUGGGAGGAUCCCCGCGGGCUCCCACGUUGUGUGGGGCGGAUGUUCUGCUCCCUGCAGGCAGGACGCGGUGCUGGUCGGGGUGAGGCUGCGGGUGGCGGCUCCUGACGCAGACACAGCUGACGGGAUGUGACACAAAGGGAGGUGCGAGCCGGGGAUACCGGAGGCGGUGUUCAUUCUCCCCUUUUCCCGGUGCGGCAGCGCUGUGGAUUGUCACACAGCCGUGGCACCGCACGCCGAGCGGGGUUCUGCCUGCUGCGAGCCGCCCGCCGAUCGGUGCGACCGGCAGCACCGGCGCCGCCCCGCGCUCUGAUCGGUCAGCGACACCCGCGGGGCGGUACCGGGGGAGCCACGCCCCUCCCGGGACUCCAGCGACUCCGGUACCGCCGCCGCCGCCCCCCGAGCCCCGGCAUGGCGCGGCCCGCCGUGCCCAGCUCGCAGAAGGCGCUGCUGCUGGAGCUGAAGGGGCUGCAGGAGGAGCCCGUGGAAGGGUUCCGCGUGGGGCUGGUGGACGAAGGGGACCUGUACACGUGGGACGUGGCCAUCUUCGGGCCCCCGGACACGCACUACGAGGGCGGCUACUUCAAGGCUCGUCUCCGCUUUCCCAUCGACUACCCCUACUCUCCUCCUGCCUUCAGGUUCCUCACCAAAAUGUGGCACCCCAAUAUCUACGAGACAGGUGAUGUCUGCAUCUCCAUCCUGCACCCGCCUGUGGAUGACCCUCAGAGCGGGGAGCUGCCGUCGGAGCGCUGGAACCCCACCCAGAACGUGCGAACCAUUCUGCUGAGUGUGAUCUCGCUGCUGAAUGAGCCCAACACGUUUUCCCCGGCCAACGUGGACGCCUCCGUGAUGUACCGCAAGUGGAAGGAGAGCAAAGGGAAGGACCGGGAGUACACAGACAUCAUCAGGAAACAAGUGCUGGGCACCAAGGUGGACGCUGAGCGGGACGGAGUGAAGGUCCCCACCACGCUGGCUGAGUACUGUGUGAAGACCAAGACUCCAGCCCCAGAUGAGGGCUCAGACCUCUUUUAUGAUGACUAUUAUGAGGAUGAUGAGAUGGAGGAGGAAGCAGAGAGCUGUUACGGUGAUGAGGAUGACUCCGGCAACGAGGAAUCUUGAUGGCCCUCUGGCAUUGCAAAACUUCCUAUAAACUACUGAAUUUUACCUCAACUAGAACAAACUGGUUUGAAUUUAGGAUCUGUCAGCCCUGAAAUUAACUCUCUACCUCGCAGGGAGACUGUUCUGCUGUUGCAAAGGAAAUCCCAUCGCUGUCUUUGUAGGAAAAGAUAAACCCCCUAUUUUAUAAACUUCCUGGGGGAUGGGUGGAGAGGGGGCAUUCACAAAGCCACAGAAACUGAGGUGUUGGUGGCUCUGCCUGGCUGAGGAAUGACAACCAGCCUGAUGUUGGCUGCCCCUCAUUUGAGUAUGUUCAGCUUCUCUUCAGCCUCACAGGGUAGAAGCAGUUUGGGGCGCUUGUGGGGGUAGUGAGUGGUUGCUUUAGUGGGGGGCAGCAUGUGAGUGCUGUCUUGGCUUUCAAGACCUUUUAGGGUUCACCCUGCAGCCAUCUGGGUUGUCCCCACAUGGUCCUUUUGCCUUCUCUGCCCAUGAUGCUGGAGCUGUGUUCACAGGGAGAGGGGCACCAGGGAGGACUUGUCCAGCAGCCACCAGCACUGGGCAUGUGGGGAUAGUGUGUUUGUGGUUUUUAACUAGCUGGGAGGGAUGGGGUUAUGCUGAGUAUUUCUGCUUCUGGUUUUUUUUUGGACACUAUUUAAUAAAGUUCUUCCAGGGAUGGGUUGUGAUGCA